This is a messenger RNA of Paramormyrops kingsleyae, 5445 nucleotides long. RefSeq names its product SH3 domain containing ring finger 2 (gene sh3rf2). Gene Ontology annotation, biological process: positive regulation of proteasomal ubiquitin-dependent protein catabolic process; protein ubiquitination; negative regulation of apoptotic process. NCBI's taxonomy places the organism in Eukaryota, Metazoa, Chordata, Actinopteri, Osteoglossiformes, Mormyridae. Gene Ontology annotation, molecular function: protein binding; ubiquitin protein ligase activity; metal ion binding. The record is from RefSeq and is a predicted model, not a curated record.
GUUUUCCAGCCUUUCUUCACCUGUGAGCCAGGUGUGAAGCCUCUGACCAAUCAGAAUCAGUAAUUAUUAAACUAACUACCUGGGAGAACUGAAAACAAGGCCUGGAUUUCGAAUCGAGGGCCUGAAUUGAAUAGCCCUGCUGUUGUACAUCACAAAAUAACCAAUAGGCCUGCAUUAAAAAUUCCAAGAUGGAUGUAUUAGUGAAUAUACAGAAACUUCAAAAUUGCAUUUGAUUGUGUAUUUGAUUCGCUUUCAAAAAAUAAUCAAAUCCAUAUCACCAAGCUGCCGCAACACGCAGGGUCGGGUGAUCCCGCAAAAUAUUCAGCUUAUUGUUCAGUAUUGUCAAAUUAAUUUCACAGCUUACUUGUUUACAGACCCAUUCUAUGUAAAAAAAAAAAAAUCAUUGCAAUGUUCAGUAAUAUCCGCAAAUGAUUGCAAUUGGGCUGUUAUUAGCUUUUAUGCUUAGAGCUUGUCCUGUAGUGGUCUGCCCCCUGACCUGAGCUUAGAAACUCAGUGCUCAACCACCAAAUAUCCCUGCUGUCCAUCAACGUAUUUAAUAUGAACUAUAUACGCCAGCCAUUUUCUACAGGCCCACAUACAAUAAGGUUGCACGUCUCACCUGAAAUCACUUUAGUGAAAUAUUCAGCCCUGUGAAUGGUUCAUCAAUAUUCAGUGCUGUUCUUUUCGGGUUGAAAACGACGGAUUUAUAUUUAUAACAUGGACUGAGCAUAAUACGCUGUUCAUUUUUUUAUUCAAUUGCCAAAUGUCAUUUUUAUUCAAUGUUUUCCAUAAGGGUUCAAUAUUUAAACAUAGGCCUACGCUAAACACCUCAAGGUAAUACACUGUGGUGCAAAGAUGUAGACUAGCCGCUUUUACGUCUUUUCCUUUUUGCACAUGCAUUUCUCCGCAUGCAUUGCGCAGAUCUCACUGUGCCCCGGUCUGACUCCCGCAGCCACUUAAGGGUUAAGCAUCGCGAGCCUGUAAGUUGACACUUGUGAUUAAGCGCAUAGUUUUUGAACUGUCCGCUUCGAAGAGGAGAUUAUUGUCUGAGCUGCAUGCCGACGAGAGGGCAAGAAUGCUGGCGCCUCUGUGAUCCAUGAGGCGUGAGGGAAGAUGCAGGAGGAGCUGUCCGUGUUCGACUUGCUGGAGUGUCCCCUGUGCUUGGAGCCGCUGGACGCGACAGCCCGCGUCCUGCCAUGCCAGCACACCUUCUGCAAAGCCUGCCUGCGGAAGCUGGCCAGCUGCUGCCCCGAGCUGCGCUGCCCCGAGUGCCGCGCGCUGGCACCGGGGGGUGUGGAGGAGCUGCCCGCCAACGUCCUGCUGCUGCGGCUCCUCGAGGGCCUCCAGCGGGGCCCCAGGGGGGCGAGCAGCAGGAACAGGCCCCACUUGGCCCGGAAUUAUUCCCUAAGGAGAAGCAGGGAGGCUCGCUACUCCGCAGCCCGACCGGCACAAGGGCGUAAGAGCACUCCUGACAGGGUUCCCUGGUCCAGGGCCUUACAUAAUUACCACGGAAACCUCCCAGAAGAGUCCAGUGUUAAAUCAGGCGACAGUGCCAUUCCCCGGCGGAAGGUCGACAAAAACAGUUACCACAGAGACCCUCCCGGCAACGGCACCCCACCCCCCGCUGACUCGGCAAAGACGCAGCCGGCUCCGCCCCUCUGUCGUGCCCUCCAUGACUUCGGGCUCAAGGAGAAAGUGCAGGAAGACGGCAGGGACCUGCUGCCUUUCCUCAAGGGCGACAUCAUCACUGUAAUAAGACGAGUGGAUGAGAGCUGGCUGGAAGGUCGGCUGGGAGAUAAAACCGGCGUUUUCCCCGUCCGGGUCACUGAGCCAAAUUCGGCGGCUGUGAAACUCCUGGGGAAGCGGAGGGGACGGGGCUUUCCGGACCCCCGCCGGCGCCCUACCGGUGCCAACAGAGACAUCGCGGUGGUGGAGGCAUCUGGGCGCAGGCUUGGCCCCGGGGCCCCCCUCAGCCCCGCGGCGACCCCCACCUUGGCGACCCCCACCGCCGGCACUGUGAGCCGCCUCAGCCGGCGGCCCCAGGGCUCCCUGGGCGGAUGGCAGGACCCGGGUGUCAGCGGCCCCACCCUCCCGGAGCCUGGUGAUGCCGGUACGGUGGCCCAGGUCAUGGAGCGGCGCUCCGAUGGAUAUGGGAGCGCCCUGUUCCAGGGUCCCGCCCCGGCCCCCACAGAGAGGAAAGUGAUGCAGGAGACCCCGCCCAUCAUCACCAUGGCACUGGUCAGCCCCCAGUCCCUGAUGGCCUCUGCAGAGACCCAGCAGUCUUCCAGUCAGCAGCUGUCCAUCAGCGUGUGUGCCACGCUUUACUCCUACACCCCAUGCCGCCCAGAGGAGCUGGAGCUGCGCAGGGGGGAGAUGGUGGGCGUAUACGGCAGAUUCUCUGAGGGCUGGCUCCGGGGUCUGUCCCUCAGGACGGGCAAAGUGGGCAUCCUGCCUGCCAACUACAUCACACCAGUGCUCAGAACCACAGCGAGGUUCCUGGAGCCAAAAGCCGCUCCUCCCCCUCUGAGCGCUCCUGGGGGGAAGAGGCCGGUGGGGUGCAAGCCCCAAGGGGCAGGCCUGGGCCAGGACAGGCCCGCCACCAACGGGCCUAUUAGGUCAGCUGGACAUGGCCCUGCUGUUACCAUGGCGACCCAAGUCAUGUCUUCGGUAGGGGCCGGUUCCGGAUUGGCUAAUCCGCACUCCUUGAGGAGGGGUCUCAGGGCUUCGCACGGGGGCUCCUCCCUCCAGAGGAUCUCCUCCCUCCAGAGGAUCUCCUCCCAGGCACCUCUUUCGUCCGCGGUCCGACCCCAGCAGAUGGGCCUCCUGGGGAUCUCUCCACAGAGCCAGGGCCUGUCCUCCGUCCUCUUUACACCAAAGACGAGAAGUGGUCUUGCCCUAAGCACCUCCAGGCUGCCCGUCUGGAAUCACGUAGCGACAGCGCCCUCUGCUGAUGGCUCCCUGUCGUCGGAGCCCCGAGAUGCACCCAGAGGGCCUCACGAGAAGCAGGCUUCGGCACACCCUCAGUCAAUCCUGGUGAAACCAGACUCGCAGAAGAGCGCUGCGGAGAAGCCUCUCAAGUCGGUGCGGUUCCUCAGCCAAGAGGCAUCCCGGGAGAAAGCGAAGACCCUGCCGCCCAGGGCCCACGCCGGCCUUGCCGCCCAGCUUGGCCUCCCUGUCCUGGAGGCGUGGGGAAGCCUUCCGGCACUCUCCACCAGGCAGCCCGUGCUCGUGGACGGCAAAACCGCCGGGAUGCGGAGGGGCGGCACUGUGGAGGGGCUGGAGAGAGUCGGCUGAGCGUGUCUGAGGGAUGGUGCCACAUGGUGCCCAGGUCUGUCUGUGACACGCUACACCCUAACCCUAACCCUCACUGUAAACCUGAGCCUGCAGCAGUCCAUGAGGCCCCAGCUGCUGAACCAUCCAGUGUCCCAGCAGUGGUCCUGAAACCCACUCUCUGCACCCGCUGCUUUCUGCAGCUCUGUAACACACAUCAUAUUGCCCCUUAGAGCCCUCUUAUAUAGCCUAAGGGCAGCACUGUGGCUUGGGUGACCGAGUGUCCUGUCAUGGUGUCCCCUGGAUGGGCUUUCAGCUUACAGUUACCCUGCACUGGACAAGGGCUUCUGGGAAAUGGAUGCAUGAUGUAACCUUGUUAAAAGCAAAGAUGAAAAUGGACAAUGAACUGCCCAAUCAUAAUCAUCGUCAUCAUCGUCCUCCUGUGAUAAUUGUGCACAUUUUAAAAAGCAAAAAGCAGGAGCUUUUUUUUUUACCAGUGUUUCAGUCUGUUACAGUAUCGAGUCGCACUUUUGCUUCUAGUGGGCAGGUGCGUUAACACACACUCCUGUCUGCUGCGAGCUCAGCAACACUGAUGUUCUCACACACUCCUGUCUGCCGCGAGCUCAGCAACACUGAUGUUCUCACACACUCCUGUCUGCUGCGAGCUCAGCAACACUGAUGUUCUCACACACUCCUGUCUGCUGCGAGCUCAGCAACACUGAUGUUUUGUUCUCACACACUCGUCCGCUUUCCUUGGGUGACUUACCCUACAAAAUGCUGAGUGUGCAGGUGAACUUUCCCAGAUGCAUUUCACAUGUCCGUAAUCAGAGGUGCUUAGGACCACUGAGUGUUUCUGAGUAACAAGGCAUGUACGUUCAGUUCUGAUCUUACUGUUCAGUGAUUUAGAUCUAACCGUAUUUAACCCAUUGUCACUUGCAAUUACUCUUGGCUCACUUGAUGUUCUGCAACAUCGCAGAUUUGGAGCUCUGAUUAUUUUGUAUUUUCAUUUUUGCUGUGUGGUGCUUUAUUCAGGCCGAAAGAUAACAGUAACAUGUAAGUAUGGAUUACAAAGACAUUAUUAAAUGUAUAUAAUAAUAUUCCUGCAAAGUGCAAACCGAUGUGUGAAUGGCCAAAAUUAUUUGAAACUAUUAUUCAUGUUUAAGGUAUUAAACAUUUGAGGUGGCUUUCUUGUACUUAAACCAUGUGCGUUCACUUUUAGUCCAGUGUGGCUGGUAUUACAAGUUUGCAGAUGGUUUAAAAACCAGCCACCAGUAUGACAGUGAGCAGAUGUUGUUUCUCAACGUCACUGUGCAAUCAUGCAGCCACCUUAGUUUGAAAUGCACUGCAUUCUAUUCUGAUUAGUGAACGCCAGUAACUCCACUAAAUAUUAACCAGUGAAAACAUACCAACAUGAUGAAUAUAACCUCUUUCUUGUACUAAUUGCAUUUGUAAAUAGCAGCAUGUAUGGUAUGACUAUCUUCACGUGUCUUCAUGCCAGUUAAACAAGUGGCUUGGUUCUGUUUUCCAGCGGUGCCAUAAUUUAAAGAUACAGCAUGUAAUUAACUGCCAGCAAAUCGGAGGGUGGUGGGGUGCAGGGUUUCCAAAGGUCACUCAGGGCUCUCAGUAGCUGAGUACUGGCACAGCAAUACUGCCCAGUUUCAGGUAAGCAGUGGUAACCAACAUGCCCAGUCGCUAAUUAACUGCCACCUGCCAUAAUUCUCACACAGCUCCCUAUAUGCUACGGACUCACAGGUGGUUCCAGCAAAGCCCCCCCAUCAUUACAGGGAGUGUUCUUGGCGUGCCUGCAUAUCUGGGGACUACACCCCAGCUUAAACCGUAGCAGAAACCUGAGGUGUCGGGACCUGCCCGAAACGAAAGGGAAGAGCUUUCAGAGAGAUCCUUAAAUGUUCCUCAGUUAGCACACUAAUGCCAUUAUAGAAAGCAGCAUUUUCACUUAUUAAUUCCAAACUAAGACCAGAAUAAACCUGUAAUAUUCCCCAGCAGAUUAAGGCCCUUGCAUUAUGCCGAUUAUUGCUGGCAGUGUGACACGCUGGUACUUUAGCUGAACAUUCUUACAAUGUCAUGUUACGAAAAGUGUGUUACAACCCUCUUAUUGCCUGUGUGAGACAGUGACAUAUUUUCAAAAAAUAAAUUGCUUUAUGUUGGGAAAGGAAA